AUGGCAUCCGGAUUCAUUAACAAAACUUGCAUGUCAUGCAAUGUAGGUUUAAUAACUGCUAUGUGUUAUGAGUGUAAAAAAACUUUCUGUACGAAACAUUUCGUUGAACAUCGAGAAGAACUUUCUCAACAAAUGAAUAAUAUUUGUCAAGAACAUGACAUCCUAUGUAGAGAUCUGGCACAUGAAUUCAGUACAACACAUCCUCUAUUAGCACAAAUCAAUCAAUGGGAACAAGAAUCGACUAUUAAGAUUCAAGCAGCAGCGAAUGCAGCGCGUAUUAAACUUCAACAACUACUUGAUAGAAGUAAAAAUAGUCUCGACGCAUCAACUAGUAAGAUAACUAAAGAACUUGAAUCUAGCCGAACAUCAAACAAUUACACUGAACACGUUAUAAAAACAUGGAGUGAUCGAUUACAAGAAUUGCGUACGUUACUCAAUCAUCCAACCCCUAUUCACAUCGAUUAUGAAAAUAACUUGGAAUCAGAGAUUCGCCUGAUCAAAGUGACCGAUGAAUCAUUAACAGGUUAUUUUGACGGAACAUCGCACAGACAUGAAAUUAAUAACGAAUGUUCUCAUAACCCGAACUUCUGUUUUCGUGAAAUAUUCGAUGAUGUUUCCGGGAAAAUCAUAUUAUCAGAAGAAAAUCGUGUAGCAACAUGCUUAGGUGAUUAUCUAGAUAGAUCGUGUGUCAGUUGUCUUGGUCGAUAUUCAUCCGGAAGACAUACUGUUCGUUUUAGAAUCGAAAAUGCUGACAUGACUCAUCAUAUGUUUUUUGGAGUUGUUAAUUCGUCUGAAAAACUUGUGAAAGAUUUAGCGAAUUCAAAAUCAUUCUAUGGUUGGUGGGACCUUGCCUAUUAUGUUGUUGGUGGUAACAAGAAAAAGUACGACUCAACUAAAACGCUUCGAACAGGAGAUGAACUUAGAUUUGUACUGGAUUGUGAUAACAAACAAAUUAUACUUGAACAUCACAGAACGAAUAUAAUUCUUAAUUUAGCUAUCGACAUUCAACUAUGCGUAUUUCCUUGGAAAAUUAUCGUUUUACUACUUGAUAAAAGCAGUUGUGUGAAAAUUCUUCAUUGA
Messenger RNA from Rotaria socialis, 1080 nucleotides. The record is from the annotation of a GenBank genome assembly. Lineage: Eukaryota; Metazoa; Rotifera; Eurotatoria; Philodinida; Philodinidae.